Molecule: messenger RNA, 6226 nt
Organism: Dama dama (fallow deer)
Lineage: Eukaryota; Metazoa; Chordata; Mammalia; Artiodactyla; Cervidae
Gene: IGDCC4
Product: immunoglobulin superfamily DCC subclass member 4
Exons: 20
Coding region: 9-3767 (1252 amino acids)
Biological process (GO): cell-cell adhesion; axon guidance
Cellular component (GO): axon; plasma membrane
Molecular function (GO): protein binding
Source: RefSeq, a predicted model, not a curated record
CCGGCCCCAUGUCGCGGGGGGCCGCUGGCCGCGGCAGCGGGCUCAUCGCGCUGACCUUCUGCCUGCUGACCGCGCGCGGGGAGCAGCCAUUGCCCCAGGAGACGACCGUGUCGCUGAGCUGUGGAGCAGGGCCGCUGCAAGUAAUCCUGGGCCCAGAGCAAGCCCUGGUGCUGGACUGCAGUCUGGGGGCGGCUGCCACCGGACCCCCCACCAGCGUCACGUGGAGCAAGGAUGGAGGCACCCUCCCUGAGCACGAGCACCUUCGCCUGCUACCCAAUGGCUCCCUAUGGCUGUCCCAGCUGCCAACAGUAGAUGGCGCUGACGAGGCAGACCCUGGGGCUUCAGAGGUCAUUGAGGGCAGCUAUUCCUGCCUGGCCCAUGGCCCCCUCGGGGUGAUGGCCAGCCAGGCUGCAGUGGUCAAGCUCGCCACCCUCGCAGGCUUCUCCCUGCACCCAGAGUCGCAGACUGUGGAGGAGAAUGGGACCGCUCGUUUCCAGUGCCAAAUCGAAGGAGUGCCAGCACCCGUCAUCACGUGGGAGAAGGACCAGGUGACGCUGCCUGAGGACCCUCGGCUCAUCACCCUUCCCAACGGGGUCCUCCAGAUCCUGGAUGUACAGGAGGGCGACGCAGGCUCCUACCGCUGUGUGGCCACCAACUCAGCACGCCAGCGCUUCAGCCAGGAGGCCCUGCUCCGCGUGGCCCACAGAGGGUCCCUGGCAUCUGCAGGGGGGCAGGACGUGGUCAUCGUGGCAGCCCCGGAGAACACCACUGUGGUGUCUGGCCAGAGUGUGGUGAUGGAGUGUGUGGCCUCGGCUGACCCCACCCCUUUUGUGUCCUGGGUCCGACAGGACGGGAAGCCCAUCUCCACCGAUGUCAUCGUCCUGGGCCGCACCAACCUACUUAUCAAGAGCGCGCAGCCCCGCCACUCUGGCGUCUACGUCUGCAGAGCUAACAAGCCCCGCACGCGGGACUUCGCCACCGCAGCCGCCGAGCUCCGCGUGCUGGCCGCUCCAGUCAUCUCUCAGGCGCCGGAGGCGCUGUCGCGGACGCGGGCCAGCACCGCGCGCUUCGUGUGCCGCGCGUCCGGCGAGCCGCGGCCGUGGCUGCGCUGGCUGCACGACGGGGCGCCGCUGAGGCCCAACGGGCGCGUCAAGGUGCAGGGCGGCGGCGGCAGCCUGGUCAUCACGCAGAUCCGCCUGCAGGACGCCGGCUACUACCAGUGCGUGGCCGAGAACGGCGCGGGAACGGCGUGCGCCGCUGCGCCGCUGGCGGUCGUGGUGCGCGAGGGGCUCCCCAGCGCCCCCACGCGGGUCACCGCCACGCCGCUGAGCAGCUCCGCCGUGCUGGUGGCCUGGGAGCGGCCCGAGCUCCACAGCGAGCAGAUCAUUGGCUUCUCCCUCCACUACCAGAAGGCACGGGGCGUGGACAACGUGGAAUACCAGUUUGCAGUGAACAAUGACACCACUGAGCUACAGGUUCGAGACCUGGAACCCAACACAGACUACGAGUUCUACGUGGUGGCCUACUCGCAGCUGGGGGCCAGCCGUACCUCCUCCCCAGCCCUGGUCCACACUCUGGAUGAUGCCCCCAGUGCAGCGCCCCAGCUCUCCCUGUCCAGCCCCAACCCCUCGGACAUCAGGGUGGCGUGGCUGCCCCUGCCUCCCGGCCUGAGCAACGGGCAGGUGGUGAAGUACAAGAUAGAGUACGGUUUGGGAAAGGAAGAUCAGAUUUUCUCCACCGAGGUGCCGGGGAAUGAGACGCAGUUUACGCUGAACUCGCUUCAGCCCAACAAGGUGUAUCGAGUGCGGAUCUCAGCUGGCACAGGGGCUGGCUACGGGGCCCCCUCCCCGUGGAUGCAGCACAGGACGCCCAGUGUGCACAACCAGAGCCAUGUCCCUUUUGCGCCCACAGAGCUGAAGGUACGGGCAAGGAUGGAGUCCCUGGUCGUGUCCUGGCAGCCACCCCCGCACCCCGCCCAGAUUUCUGGCUACAAACUGUACUGGCGAGAGGUGGGAACGGAAGAGGAGGAGAUGGAUGGUGAGAGCCCUCCAGGGGGCCGUGGAGACCAGGCGUGGGAUGUGGGGCCCGUCCGGCUCAAGAAGAAAGUGAAGCAGUAUGAACUGACCCAGCUAGUCCCUGGCCGGCUGUACGAGGUGAAGCUCGUGGCGUUCAACAAACACGAGGAUGGCUAUGCAGCAGUGUGGAAGGGCAAGACAGAGAAGGCUCCCACCCCAGACCUGCCCAUCCAGAGGGGGCCACCCUUGCCCCCUGCCCAUGUCCAUGCGGAAUCAAACAGCUCUACCUCCAUUUGGCUUCGGUGGAAAAAGCCAGACUUCACCACAGUCAAGAUUGUCAACUACACCGUGCGCUUCAGCCCGUGGGGGCUCAGGAACGCCUCCCUGGUCACCUAUUACACCAGCUCUGGAGAAGACAUCCUCAUUGGCGGGCUGAAGCCAUUCACCAAAUACGAGUUUGCAGUACAGUCUCAUGGUGUGGACAUGGACGGGCCUUUCGGCUCCGUGGUAGAGCGUUCCACCCUGCCUGACCGGCCCUCGACACCCCCAUCCGACCUGCGCCUGAGCCCCCUGACACCGUCCACCGUCCGGCUGCACUGGUGCCCCCCCACGGAGCCCAACGGGGAGAUCGUGGAGUAUCUGAUUCUCUACAGCAACAACCACACCCAGCCCGAGCACCAGUGGACCCUGCUCACCACGGAAGGAAACAUCUUCAGUGCUGAGGUCCAUGGCCUCGAGAGCGACACUAGGUACUUCUUCAAGAUGGGGGCACGCACAGAGGUGGGGCCUGGGCCCUUCUCUGGCCUGCAGGAUGUCAUUACUCUCCAGGAGAAGCUCUCAGACUCUCUGGACGUGCACUCGGUCACGGGCAUCAUCGUGGGCGUCUGCCUGGGCCUCCUCUGCCUCCUGGCCUGCAUGUGUGCUGGCCUGCGCCGCAGCCCGCACAGAGAAGCCCUCCCGGGCCUGUCCUCCUCGGCCACUGCUGGGAACCCGGCACUGUACUCCCGAGCCCGCCUGGCACCCCCCAGCCCCCCAGCUGUCCAUGAACUGGAGUCCCUUGUGCAUCCUCGUCCCCAGGACUGGUCCCCACCGCCCUCCGACAUCGAGGACAGGGCUGAAGUGCACAGCCUUAUGGGUGGCGGGGCUUCUGCUGGCCGGGGCCACUCCAAGAGAAAGAUCUCCUGGGCUCAGCCCGGUGGGCCCAGCUGGGCAGGCUCCUGGGCAGGCUGUGAGCUGCCCCAGGCAGGCCCCAUGCCCUCUCUGACCCGGGCCCUGCUGCCCCCUGCUGGAACUGGGCAGACACUGCUGCUGCAGGCUCUGGUGUACGAGGCCAUAAAGGGCAACGGGAGGAAGAAGCCUCCCUCAGCCUGCAGGAACCAGGUGGAGGCCGAAGUCAUUGUCCACUCUGACUUUAGUGCAUCCAAUGGGACCCCUGACCUCCACCUCCAAGACCUGGAACCUGAGGAUUCCCUGCCUUCAGAGGCUCCUGACCUCACUUCGAGUGUUGUGGAUCUCGAUCAAGGGGAAGACUGGCUGGACAGGGAGCCAGGAGGGUGUGAGCAAGCAGCCCCUGGGCCAGACAGACUCACCUGCCUGCCAGAGGCAGCCAGCGAUUCUUGCCCCUACUCGGACCUCCAGUCCAGGGAAGCUCUGGAGGAGGCCCCUGGGAACAACUGCCAGCCAAAGGCCCCCUACCCUCCAGGAGCCAGUCCAAGCCUGUCCAAAGCCCCAGUCCCCUCCUCCUCUACUUAGCUCCCCUACAGGGCACAGUUUGGGACAGGCUGGUUUGGAUCAUGCGACAUGACACGUGUGGCUACACAUGUACGCGUCUCUGCCCGAAAGUCAUCAAGCCACUUGGAGCCUCCUGGGGUGCUUUGGCUCGGGGAGAGGAAGGAUUGGAUUAUUCACUCCCCCCAUACUCUGUGACACAUGUGAUAUGUGAGACACGUGACGCACAGUUACAUGUGAUAUGCACAUGUGUGAAGCACAUGUGUGUGUGCUGUUUGGUGAGCUGGGAAGCUCUGGGCCAGGCAGUGAUCACUAUGGCCUAACUGAUCCUCCAGGUCAGGACACUGCCCCAGAGUGGCCCGCCCCCAGCCCUGCGGGCCCCUACUCUGUCACCCAGCCUUUUAUUACGCACUCUGAGAGUGUCUCCAAUGCCUUGUCUGACAAAGACAGCCCCGGCCCACUUUCCGGUUGGGCUGGGCUGAGUGCAAGUAGGCUCUGAAUGCCCGACACUUUAGUGGCAUCACCUCCCAUCUGCCAUGUGCCCCGGGCCCAGAUUGAGAGGGUGACUCCAGCUCCCCUCAGAGCAAGUCUGCACCUGGUUUUGUAACUGGGGAAGUGCCUAGUUUUGCAAAUCUGCUUUCUGUUGCUCUCCCUUCUCUCCUCCCCGCUCAGUCCUCUAGUGUCUUGUCCUGUCCCCCCGUUCUUCCAACCUCAGCGCCCUUCUCUUCUGUCCUGGGACUCGGUCCUUUCCUCUCUGUGGCUUCUGUCUGUCUCUGCUCUCGCCUCUCCCACACUAUCAUGUGGUUCUCCUGCCUGGGUUCAGUCUCAGCAUCCUUCCCUCACAACAUGACUACCUCAUGUCUGUUUGAGGCCGUGAUGGGACUCCUGUGUCCGCCGUCCACUUCAGCCAUCGUCCUCCUGCCCCUGCUUCUCCGUGCCUCUGUAGACCCCAUCCCCAGGCAGACUGCACACCCCCAGUGCAGGUUUGGAGAAGACCUUUCAGCUUCCCUUGCAUCUUUCUCCCUGGGAUUGAGACUGGAGGGUUCUCCUUAGAGGGGAUGAAUGCAAGUCAGACUUGGGGGUUUUGAGACAGGGAUACAAUUAUUCCCUCCCUUCCAUGCGGUAAGUCUGGUUUGCUGGGCAGAGGCGUUUGAGGCACCUUCCUUCCCAGCUGGAACUUGAAAGGGAGAAGGGGGUGGGAAUUAGAGGCCGGGGAGCCCCUUCGCUUCCCACUCUCUGCCCCUUGACCAGGAACUGAUGGGUGGGGCUGGGAGGGAUCUCAUCCUCUAGGGUGUUGGAAGUAGGGGCUUCGCACAGGACAAGGGUGAUGGGCUCAUCUCAUUUUGCUCUUUCUUUAAAUUCAAUCCUGAAGUCAUUUUUUGUUGACCACCCCCACCACACAUACACAGGGACAAACCUGACUUGUUUCAUUUAUUUGAUUUUGCACCUCAGUCUCUCAUAGGAUCAUUUAGUACUUGGUCUCUUCUCCCUGAAUUCAUCUUUUUUCACUGAGCAGCAAGCACAUCAAGGGUUAACUCUGGCUUCUGAGCCAAAUUAGAAAUAACCAGUCUAUCUUUCCUUUUUUUUUUAAUGGUGAAAUGUCUCUCAGUGGAGCUGCAGCUUCCUCAGACCCUUUCAGCAUCUGUGUUUAUUACACGCGGGUGUCACUCAGGUUUGACAUCCGCACCUACAUUUCCUCCUCCUCCCCCUUCAGGCAGCCUAUGAUAACACUAAAGAUUAUUAAUGUUGGUUUUGUAUCUCGUUAAGGACAGAUCUGUCAUUUGUACUAUUUCUGUAGCAUUCAGCAUUGCUGUGGCUAACACUACUGUAUAUGUUUCAUCACUGCUCUGAAGGUCAAAAGCCUCAUUUUAUUUUGCUGGUUUUUUUCUUUUUUUUCCUAAAGGAAAAAGAAAAAAAAACUGUCCUGAAUUAAAUGGCUCUUUUAACAGUAGGCUCUUAGCAUUACACCACAUAGUCAUUUUUCAUGUUCUUGUUUAACAGGCACUGAGGUUCUGGUUUAAAUUAAAUAGCUGCAAAUGAGACAAUUUAUAACCCAUUAGGUUGGGUGGAAAAUUGUUUCUCAAAAGCAAAUAAGUAAUAAAUCUGGUAUCUGCCUAUAACUCACAGUUGAUAAGAACGUGGCCAUUACUCACUAGCAUUAUAUAUGAUUUGGGCUCUGGGUAAUUUGGAAGUGUUAGGUUUGUGUCUUUGUAGCAGUAUUUUUAUUAGAAAAGAGUCCAUUGGCCUUUUACAGGGUAUUAAUCCUUUUGUCACCUACCAUGGAUGCCUUAUGGUUUUUGAGUCUCAUUUAAAAACCUUUUCUUGAUGCAUGACAAGUAUAAUCGGUACCUGCUCAUUUAUUUGUCUGUAGUUUUGCUGUAUUAUUUAAUUAUUUUUCCAGCAUUUUUUUUCUCCUUACAAUUAUCAUAUUCUUUAGUGUUAAGCCAAUGCAUUGAUCAUAUAUCUGUCCCUGUAAUGAAUUA